AUGGAUGUGCAAAGAGAUGCUGUGCACCCUGAGCCUGUGGGAAUCUUGGGCAGUUAUGAGUAUGAGACCAUGCUGACUGAAUUUAUUCUACUGGGCCUCACAAGUCAACCUGAACUUCAGGUGGUGAUGUUCAUGUUUCUGUUUAUCACCUACAUGCUCAGUGUCCUAGGAAAUCUAACUAUCAUCAUCCUCACCUUACUGAAUUCUCAGCUGCAAACCCCCAUGUAUUUCUUCCUCCGGAAUUUCUCCUUCUUAGAAAUUUCCUUCACAUCCAUUUUUAUUCCCAGAUUUCUGACCAGCAUGACAACAGGAAAUAAGGCCAUCAGCUUUGCAGGCUGCUUCACUCAGUAUUUUUUUGCUAUAUUUCUUGGGGCAACAGAGUUUUACCUCCUGGCUUCCAUGUCCUAUGAUCGCUAUGUGGCCAUCUGCAAACCCCUGCAUUACCUGACCAUUAUGAGCAGCAGAGUCUGCACACAGCUUGUGCUCUGCUCCUUGCUGGGGGGACUCCUUGCUAUUGUACCGCCAAUCACCUUGAUGAGUCAGGUAGAUUUCUGUGCCUCCAAUGUUCUGAAUCAUUAUUUCUGUGACUAUGGGCCCCUCCUGGAGCUGGCCUGCUCAGACACAAGCCUCUUAGAAAGGAUAGUUAUGCUUGUGGCUGUGGUGACUCUAGUGAUUACUUUGGUUCUGGUGACAGUUUCUUACACAUACAUCAUCAGGACUAUUCUGAGGAUCCCCUCUGCCCAGCAAAGAACAAAGGCCUUUUCCACUUGCUCUUCCCACAUGAUUGUCAUCUCCCUGUCUUAUGGCAGCUGCAUGUUUAUGUACAUUAAUCCCUCUAUAAAAGAAAGAGGUGCUUUCAACAAAGGAAUAGCUGUGCUGCUGUUCAGCAUCUCAACUGGGAUCAAGACUAUCAGCUUUGCUGGCUGUUUCACUCAGUUCUUCUUUGCUUUUUUCUUUGGGGCCACUGAGUUUUGUCUUCUGACUGCCAUGUCCUAUGACCGCUAUGUGGCCAUCUGCAAACCUCUGCAUUAUACCACCAUCAUGAACAGCAAGACAGAUGUCCAAACAUUUUACCGGAAAUACCAGACACUUCCCAAAAGAUGGCAAAGUAGAAGAAACCUGUGCAGCUCAGAAUUAAAGCAGCAGGAAUACUACUUUUCAGCAAGCAAAAUUCUGCUGAAAGGAGACCUGCUGGGAAUUUGUAAGUUUAUUAGAGGUGACAGUUUGUCCCAGACGAGUGAAUCUCGGCCAUGCGGCGCAGAGGUCCAGUCCUGCCGGCCGCCGCCGAACGGCCGCUGCCUGCCCAUUGCAGAGAACGUUCGAAUGGCAGCCGCCUGCCCGGCUCUGCAAAUGACCCACGGCGGCCGGACGUGGCAAAGGGCCCCCUGCCGGGCUCUGCGAAUGGCCCCACCCACACAGCAAACGGCCCCCACCCGCCCGGCUCAGGAGGCUACGUGA
Molecule: messenger RNA, 1458 nt
Organism: Ictidomys tridecemlineatus (thirteen-lined ground squirrel)
Lineage: Eukaryota; Metazoa; Chordata; Mammalia; Rodentia; Sciuridae
Source: RefSeq, a predicted model, not a curated record